Molecule: messenger RNA, 945 nt
Organism: Aegilops tauschii subsp. strangulata
Lineage: Eukaryota; Viridiplantae; Streptophyta; Magnoliopsida; Poales; Poaceae
Source: RefSeq, a predicted model, not a curated record
AUGAUGCGGGGGAAGUCGCCCCGCGCCACCAGCCAGGGUGGCGCAAAGAAACGCAGGGCCGCGCCGAGCUUGUUCGGCGGCCGGCCGAAGAAGCCCAAGGGCUCGGCCGCGGCGACCAAGCGGGAUGAAGCAGCUGCGAAGGCCAUCCGCUUCCACAAGGCGGGGAAGGAGCCGCAGCUGGUUUCUGCUGCUCCGCUCUCUCUCGAGAAAUCGGCCGCCGCCUCCAUCGUGGGGUCGGCGGAGACUUCCACCACCACUCGGCGGAUCGACCCGGCCGCCGACCUCCGGGAGGCAAGGGAGCGGAACGUGCAGGAAGCGCGCGAGGAGCAGGAAGCCGCACGCCUGGAGAAGGCAGAAGCAGAGAAGGAGGAGGCCUCCGCCCUGAAGAAACUGGCGGAGGCCGAGGCAGCUGACGCGACGAAGAAGCAGGCCGAGGAGGCCGCGCACCACCAGUCGGCGAUAUUCAUCACUCCCCUGAACUCUGCGCCGCCACCUCCGGAGUUCGUGGCGCAGACUGGGGAAGUCGGCAACGAGCACCCGAUCAUGGAGAGGGACGACAGCGACGUUGCCAUGCUGGACGUGAUUGUGCCUCCACCGCCACCGUCCGGGAGCGCGCAAGGCGAGCAGCCGACGGACCCGCCGAUGCCGCCAGCUGGAAACGAGGAUUAUCAUAACCUUCGUGCUGCCGCCUUCAGCUCCAAGGUCCAGGAGUUGGAUCAACGUGCUGUCGACUUGUCGGAGAGCCGGAAGGCCAACGCCGCCUUGCAGCAGCAGCUGGGCGAAGCCAACACCAUGUUGCGCGCUAAGGAGGAGGAGUGCAGCAAGCUGGCUGAAGAGCGUGACCGGCUGGUCGCGCAAUUGGCGAAGCAUGAGGAGCUUCUCAAGAAGGCCCGGAAGGAGGCGGAGGACAAGGAGACAGGCCUCCUUGAUGAGUUCGCGACCUAA